AUGCGCAAGCCUUGGAGAUUCUACAGCCUCAGCCGCCCGAAAUUGAGGCAAUCAUGGAACAAAUUCAACCUGUAUAACAUAGCUCGCGCGGCUGGUCGAGAGCCCCUUGUCAACGGUCGAGCGACUUUUUUCCAGCAGAAAUGGGCCGCUAAGGCGAAAACCCGCGGUUAUCACGGCGAGCAUAUUUCAGAGAAGAAAUGGGUGCGCCUGUUUUCGCGACGUCUCCUCUCCGCUGUCGACCUUCCCCCCGAGUACCUUGCCGCAAACGAUGGAUCCGAGCAGGCGGCUGGUCGUGGUUCCGGUCUGUCUACUUCUAAGGUGACGGCCGAGACCUAUUCGCGGGUCCCGAAGCCCAGCAAGAGCGAGCGUAACUUGACCCAUCCCGGCCAGCGAAAAUCCGGGUUCGGCGAUGUCAAUUCGAUGUUGUCUGAACACUUCCAGGACAUGACCCCCUACAUGCAAAUGACCUUUGCCCCUCUGGAACGAAGACUCGAUACUGCUGUUUUCCGAGCCUUGUUCGCCAGUAGUGUGCGACAGGCCCGCCAGUUCGUCAUUCACGGAGCUGUCAAGGUCAAUGGCAAGAAGAUGGUCCACCCAUCCUACGCCCUGAACCCCGGUGACAUGUUCCAGGUUGACGUCGAGAAGGUUCUAUACGGAACUGGAGAGCAAAGGCCACAGAAGGCGGAUGCACCACUUAGGCAGAGCAUCAAGUCUCGGAAGAAGCUGGACGAUGAUGCUGUUCAGCGAAUUCGAAGCAAGAAGGCCGGCGCCAAGGCAACUGAGGGAGAGGGUGAAGCUGCCGAUGCGGUGGAGCUCAGCGCCGAGGACGAGAUUUACCUUCAGACUGGCCGUCUCAGGCGCCUCCGAAGGAGCGCACGUGAGAUUCUCCAGGGUGACCUAAGGAACUUAUCGGCCAAGCAGAAGAAGGAGCUUCGCUUGUUCCGCGGCUCUGCUCAGCGUUUCCUUUCGCUCCCUGAAGAGGGCAAGCUGAAUGCUGACGACCUCGUUAGCCAGCUGCAGGAUCAGAUCGGGAAACUGCAGAUUGUGCCUGCGUUCAAAAAGGCCGACCCUGUUCAGGAGACUGAGGACGGCGAGCCGAAAGAGGAAACUGCCGAAGAGAAGGAGAAGCGAGAGGAGCGGACGCAGAAGAAGAAAGAGUUCCAGAUGCGUGUGUUGGAGAAGGGUCUGGACGGCCUGAAGAGCGAGAAGGACCGAGCCUGGGCUCACAACAUCAUGUCGACCACCGAGUUCUCCAACGAGGAGAUCCGCCGUCUCGCCAGAAUCCUGAAGAAUGACGAAGAGAACCCCAUUGACGAGUCGAAGCCCUACGCCACCCCCUGGCGACCCCGACCCUUCAUGUCAGCCUUCGCGUUCAUCCCCCGCUACCUCGAGGUCAACCCCAACAUCUGUGCCGCCGUCUAUCUCCGCCACCCCGUGGCCCGAAAGGGUAUGGCAGAGGUCCCCACGCCGUUCGGCUACCUGACCAACCAGCUGGCCCACAACUGGUACCUUGAGCGCGGUUGA
Molecule: messenger RNA, 1524 nt
Organism: Ilyonectria robusta
Lineage: Eukaryota; Fungi; Ascomycota; Sordariomycetes; Hypocreales; Nectriaceae
Exons: 3
Coding region: 1-1524 (507 amino acids)
Biological process (GO): positive regulation of translational fidelity
Cellular component (GO): mitochondrial small ribosomal subunit
Molecular function (GO): structural constituent of ribosome; rRNA binding
Source: RefSeq, a predicted model, not a curated record